This is a messenger RNA of Salvelinus sp. IW2-2015, 1269 nucleotides long. NCBI's taxonomy places the organism in Eukaryota, Metazoa, Chordata, Actinopteri, Salmoniformes, Salmonidae. The record is from RefSeq and is a predicted model, not a curated record.
GUUCAGAGAGGGGGUGGGGGUAUGUUCCGUCCUGGUCUAGUUCUAAUCUACCAUAUUUGUCGGUAAACUCCCAGCAUAAGAUGACUCUCCAGUGGACUGUGGUGGCUAUCUUCCUUUAUGUGGAGAUAGCUGUCAUUCUGAUCCUUUGUCUGCCUUUUAUAUCUGCCAAGAGAUGGCGAUCACUGUUCAACCUGAGUCUAUGGAACUGGUUCACUCCGUAUUGGAACAGGGGAUUCUUUACCAUGAUACUCAUCCUCAUCAUUCUCUUCUGUGUGUGAUGCGGCGUGUGGUGACUCUGAUAAACCAGGUGGCCAUCGCUACGGUAACAGGGACCAGCCUGCAAACCCAGGCGGAGAGCGCUAAUCAGGCAGCCAAGAAGUACCAGGAGGACAACCUGCUUCUGAAACAGGCUCUGCUGGAUGAGGAGAAAAACACAACUGCAGGCAAACGGCUACUGAGGAAGGAGGCAGAGAAGUUGAUGGAGGAGCUGAAGACUGCAGAGGAUGCUGUGCGUAAGUCUAACGCUGAGGUGGAGGCCAUGAAGAGGCAGGCUAACGGUCGUACAAAAGGAGUAUGACAGACUGUUUGACAGAGCACAACGAACUACAGAAUCUUCAGGGUGGAGCUGGACACAAGAAGGAGCAAUAAGGACUGGAUCCAAAUCGUUGAUCCAGAUGACUAGUGUCAAAGACAGAAGGUAGCCAGCCACAAUGACUUCCCAUGGAUACCAGCUAUUCAGCUGAGCAACUCUUCAUUCAUCUCUGUCUUAUCUAUACUGUACUGUGCAUGGGGAAAAAGGUACAGUUAUUCAACACUUGUUAUUCAAUGUAUCCACGUGCAUUUUUAUAUUUUAACUAAGAUAGGGAGCUAAAAUUGAGUCGUGUUUGAAGAAGGAACAGAGGAUUUUGUGUCUGUAAACGUAUGGUCUUAAAUUCCUUCUCUGGAGCUCAUGUAAUGUCCUUGGUUAAUUGCUUUGCCGUUUUAAAUCAUAGUAUAGUAUAUUAGUACUUUAAAGUGUAAUACUUGUAUCGUAUAUACUCAAAGUGCAUUAUGCUAAUAUGCAGAGCAUUCAGCUUAUGAAAUGCAAAAUCCUGUUUUACAUCUGUACCAAGUGGGCAAAACUGGUUGAAAUAAUGUCACUGUUUACAACCAGAACUGGUUACGUGGAGGGUAUACCCUCAGAUCAACUGUGAAUAUGUUUUUGCUGAGUACCAUGAAGUGGCAUGAUCCUCUUGUGUUCAAAGAUUAAAAGACAAACAUUUGAAGAAA